Molecule: messenger RNA, 972 nt
Organism: Bactrocera tryoni
Lineage: Eukaryota; Metazoa; Arthropoda; Insecta; Diptera; Tephritidae
Exons: 1
Coding region: 173-916 (247 amino acids)
Source: RefSeq, a predicted model, not a curated record
UAUUCUACUAAAUGUUUUGAAAAUACUUCCUAAACACUGCAAUAUGUUAUCAGCUUCACUUAUAAUUGUUCACUGGGUUAUUUGUGCAGCAUUGCCAAUAUAGUUUACUUUUUCCAAUUGUCAGCCACAUAGAAAAGUGGAAUAGUACUUACAGCAGUGUAAAGGGCACACCAUGGCCGAAUUACCGGAAAAUUUGCAAAUUGUUAAGACAGAAGGACCACAAAUACCGGAAACGGAUGCACAGCCGCGUCGCCUUAUUAAGGAGCGUCUAAAUUUGCACGUGAAACGACGUCUCCAACAAGAACAGGAACCCCAAAUACAACUGCAACAGACACAAAUAAUUACUCACCCUUCUGGGAAUCAAACACGAGAAAUAGUGACAACUGCAGCACCAGCACCAGCAGCACAACAAUCACCACAAUCAGCAAACGUGAACGUGAGUUCGACAGUAAACGACGUCACUGCGCCGACAUCAACAUCGAAAAGAAAAGAGAAACAACAACAGAAAGAACCAGCCAAAACACGCAGACCCUAUCAAAAGCGAACGGACAAAAACACCACCAAAAUACAAACACAAUCGCUGACACAAAUGCAAAUAAGUGCUGAAGAUGGCGGAAGAAGUCGCAAAAACAAACGUCACAAAGCACAGGGAACAUUGGUAGGUAACGCAGUGCCAUCGUCGGCUGGAAAUGCAGCGCAUAGUGCAAGCGCCGGUGCUUUAUGUUUAUCACCCUGCGUUGAGGAAGGUAGUGGCGGCGGUGGUGACGAAAUGGACGGUCGAGAUAUAUACUCCCGUGAUAAAGAGAAAUGCCCAGACAUCUUAGGUAUGGUUUUAAGUGGUAAAAAACGUGCUUUAUUGCAGAAUUCGGAAGUGAAGGAAUUUUUAGCUAAUAUUAUGUCCGCUUUUAAAAACUGAUACGUUGUAUCCGCUUUAAAUAUUUUUAUUAUAAAAUAAAUAUAAAUUUGAAAAUA